This is a messenger RNA of Guillardia theta CCMP2712, 736 nucleotides long. RefSeq lists its product as hypothetical. The transcript has a single exon. NCBI's taxonomy places the organism in Eukaryota, Cryptophyceae, Pyrenomonadales, Geminigeraceae. The record is from RefSeq and is a predicted model, not a curated record. The coding region runs from base 39 to 467 and encodes 142 amino acids.
AGAAGAUCACUGCGGAAGAUGGGAAUCUGGCUGAGUUCAUGGACAAGAGCACUCUCAUGCUGCACCGCAUCGGCGGCUUUCUGCUGAUCUCUUGCAUCACCGUGGGAGUAUGGGUCAUGAUAGAGCUCUUCUUCCCGCAAGAAAUGCUCCUCUAUCCCUUCGGCUGGGAGCGGCUCAUCCCUCCUGGGCUCUCAAGCUUUUACAACCAUUUCAUAGUCCCCGUCUCUACCCGAAUGGUCGUGAGCUUCGGGCAUUACAAGAAGAGUCAACGGACGGUCGCACUUCUCUUCCUCUCCCUCUACGGCAGGUUCGUCAACAUCGUCAUCAUCCUCCGCAAGCAGUACAAGAGUAUCAUGGACCCCUCGCGCGUGCUCAGACUCGACCGCAUGCCUGACGUCUGCUUCUGCGAGGUCCUUUCCCUCCAGAUUCCCUUCUCCCCCCCCCCCCUUCAACCUCAUUCUGCCUGAUAUGACGCUGUUAACGUUAGGACGGGGUCGGUGUCAACUUCCUUCUGUUCUGGUCGAUGGAUUGGAUCAUGUCCAACCUUGCGGUCUCGCACCUUGGUCAUGACUCGAUCGUUUGCUGACUGGCAAGACGGCAGGUGGUCCUCAUCCCUUUAAUCGUUGGUGUCUUUCGGAGAAUCUCUCCGCCAGAGAAGUGAGUAUUCGUAACUCAGCUCCUCCCUGACUGUCCAUUUCACUGUCAUCUCCUGCUUCUCAUGGUCAUUCUUCUCAGG